UGGCUGGAAGCUUCCAUCGUGAGAGCGAGCGAGAGCGAGAGAGACGUACAGAUAGACUCACGAGGGGUUAGUUGCGCGAAGGGGCGAGCAGAGGAGGAGAACGAUGGACGCGGAGAGGAAGGGGGUAGCAGAGGAACCCCGAGCCUAGUGUACGCGCUAGGUUAUUAUCUAUUGCCGCCGACGAAGAGGGCAGUGCCGACGGCAGGGCGCCCACGCACGCUUUUGGCAAGCGGAUCCACGUCGCUCGGCGUUAACGGCGUCGUCGCCGUCGCCGCCACCGUCGACGACGCGACGCGACGCGAGUCGCCAGUACGCCGUGCCGUGCAGUGCUGCUGUGUCGGUCGUUCCGUCGGUCGUUCGGUCGGUCGAUAGAGGCACGCCGAAGGCGAAGGUGCGACGUGUACGUCCGCUUCCGAUGUGUCGCCCGUCCGUGUCUCGUAAUGCGGCGCGCCCGUUAUCGUCGUCGCGCUCCCCCGCGUACCUCCGCCGCGUCGCCGACGUCCUCGGGCCGUCUCGGCCCCGCGUCGAUCAGACCUCGCGCUCACCGCCGAGCAACUACUCCGUGAAGACUUGAGAGCGCCGCGGUAUUCGCAAGCGGUGCGUAAGACGAGCAGGACCGCUGCCGCUCUCGUCCUCGGUCGUCGUCGUCGUCGUUAUCAUCGUCGUCGCCGUGGACGCCGAGACACACCGUGUUUUCCACCGUCCUUUCGAUUCGGCGGACGAAUCGAAUCGUGAGAUACGAAAUAUUGAAGCCUCUAACGUGUGCCUACGUUGCUCCGCUCGUCCGCGUAGACUCGCCGAGCCGGGUACGAGGACGCUCGGAUCUGAUCGCUGUCGCGAGCCAAAAACCAGUAGCCCGCUUUGGAGGUCUCUUCCAUUUGGGGAUGCGAUCGCAGCUGGGUCCUCGUUCGAUCUCCGGGCCAAGUGCGAGCAAGUUUUGGGGAAGAACGGUGCGGCGAGGACGUCUUCCGGCGCCGCUUGGCGCGAGGGACACGGACCACGGCGAGCAGCUGUCAUCGUAGCGCGCGACGUCCCAGCGAAGCAGCUGAGCGGUGUGUGAGUCACGCUUAAUUAUUGGAUUUGACGUUCUAACGAUUUACGGCCGACGAUAAUCGUCGCCGGCGUUCGUCGUGCGAUCACCGGGUCCACGUCCAAUCGCUGCGCCGCGGCAAUCAGCGUCAACGCGAGCAGCGAUGCGAGCGGGUCCUCCGUUCAUCCUCGGCGGACAUUACGAGCGAGUUACGACGACAAGUACGGGAAACGUGCUGCCGUGAUUCUCGCGAAAUAGCGGGGCAAACGAAGAAUCAUUUAUCACUGGGAAAAGGCUUUGAGAAGCAACAACAGCGGAAGCGGAAGUUGAUCUUGUCGCGCCUGAGCAAGCUCGCUGCAACUCGACGCGUGCACGCAAGUCAAUCUGCUGCACAGCACGGCGACCGGGGAACGAUCACGCCGCGCGGGGACACGCGGGACGGCGCGCGCGCGUAUACGAUCGCACCCUCGUGAAGGGUAGCAGGCAGCCGCCGGUAAGCCAACCGGCGAAUCGCCCCUGCCGAUCCCGGGGUGCAGCUUUGGCUGUUGCCGCGCGGGGAUCAAGGGGAGUUGGAAACGCAGGGUAAACACGCGGCGUGCGAGCGUGUGCCCUUCGUCCCGGUGGCGGUUCCCUUCUGAUGGUACUGCUGCGGCCGACAGCAGUGACUCACCGGCGAGCGACGUGCGCGGUCGACGGCGCGGAUCGUCCACGACAGAUCGCGCCGCCAUGGUGUCCCAUAACCGCAUCCCCACGAUGAUCGCCCGCGCGCUGCUCCUCGCCGUCGUUCUCCUGUGGUGUCCAGGAGGCGGCGGCACCGCCGGUCCCGCGCCGUUUCACGAGCUGGGCUCCGGGUCGGCGGAGCAGCACCCGGUGGCGCAUGGACCGCAAAUCGACACCGGCGACUUCUCAGGGGACCCUUACGGCGCGUACCCUGGCCUGGGCUUCGGGCCCAUGGGCCCGGUCGCUCGCUCGGCCCUACCGAACGACGCCACCCUGCGCAGCCUCUCGAGCAGCAGCAACGACGGCGAUGACGGAUCCGGCCAGCACCCCAAGGACUCGCAGGUCGCCGCGCGCUCCGCCGACGCCGACGUCGAGGUCUCACCGAAGCCGGAGUACCACAUCAUCAGCGUGGAAUUCCCGCGGGUCGAGACGCCCUUUGUUAUCGGAAUUUGGAUCUUCUUCGCCAGCAUCGCGAAAAUUGGUUUCCACAUGACGCCGAAGCUCAACAAGAUAUUUCCGGAGUCCUGCCUGCUGAUCACCGUCGGCGUGGUUGUCGGCCUCUUGCUGUUCCAAGCGACGAGCGUCCACGUAUCGCCUCUCACCCCCGACACCUUCUUUCUGUACAUGCUGCCGCCCAUCAUCCUGGACGCUGGCUACUUCAUGCCGAAUCGGCUGUUCUUCGACCACCUCGGGACGAUACUCCUGUUCGCCGUCAUUGGGACUAUAUUUAACACGCUGUCGAUAGGUGUAUCGCUGUGGCUGCUGGGGAAAAGCGGCAUAUUCGGCUGCGAGACUCCCAUCCUCGACAUGUUCCUGUUCUCGGCGCUAAUCAGCGCGGUCGAUCCGGUGGCCGUGCUGGCGGUCUUCGAGGAGAUCCACGUGAAUGAGAUACUGUACAUCGUCGUGUUCGGCGAGAGUUUACUGAACGAUGCGGUCACUGUCGUGCUCUAUCACAUGUUCGAGGCGUACAGCGAGAUGGGCCCUUCCAGGAUCAUCUACACGGAUGUGCUAGCGGGCCUAGCGUCGUUCUUGGUGGUGGCGAUCGGCGGCACGAUCAUAGGUAUAAUCUGGGGCUUCGCCACUGGCUUCGUCACUAGGUUUACCCACCAGGUGCGCGUAAUCGAGCCGAUCUUCAUAUUCGUGAUGGCGUACUUGGCAUACCUGAACGCGGAGAUCUUCCACAUGUCUGGCAUAUUGGCGAUAACUUUCUGCGGCAUCACCAUGAAAAACUACGUCGAAGCCAAUAUAUCGCACAAGUCCCACACGACCAUCAAAUAUACGAUGAAGAUGCUGUCGAGCAGCUCGGAGACCAUCAUAUUCAUGUUCCUCGGUGUCGCCACGGUGAACAACAAGCACAACUGGAAUACGUGGUUCAUCGUCAUGACCAUACUUUUCUGCUCGGUCUAUCGCACCGUAGGCGUGAUAGUGCUGACGGCGCUGGCGAACCAGUUCCGGCUGCACAAGCUGGACAAAGUGGAGAAGUUCGUGAUGUCAUACGGCGGCUUACGGGGUGCCGUGGCGUUCGCUCUGGUGCUCCUGAUCGAUCCGAAACACGUGCCGCUGCAGCCGAUGUUCGUCACCACCACCAUCGCCGUAAUCUAUUUCACCGUGUUCAUCCAGGGGAUCUCCAUCAAACCCCUCGUCAGAUUCCUCAAUGUCAAGAGGGCCGAGAAGAGGAAGCCGACCAUGAACGAGAGGAUCCACGAGAAGAUAAUGGAUCACACGAUGGCGGGUAUCGAGGACAUUCUGGGGAAGCACGGCAACUACCACGUGCGGGAUAAAUUCAAGCGGUUCGACAACAAAUUCAUCCGGCCUUAUCUGGUGAGGGAUCACUGCGGUGCCGAGCCAAAGAUCCUCGAGACCUAUUCGAAGCUGGCGAUGAAGGACGCACUGGAUUACAUAAGGAGGAACGCCUCGACGAUUGGCAACAUCAGCGGCACCGAGAGCAUGUCCGCGAUAUUCCGUAAUUACAGCAACACCGGACAAUUCAAUGGGAGUCCCAGCUGCAGCCAGCUCGAGGCGGGAUGGAAUAUCGAUCUGCAGGAGCUGGAGUACAAUCCUUCCAAAAAAGACCUGACGGACGCGAGAAUUCACCAUCUGCUCGCCGAGGAGCUUUGUAAACCAUACAAAAGGCAUCGGCGCUUGAGCUACAGCCGGCACGCGGUAAACGAUCGCGAUCUGUCGACGCAAGUCAAUUACAAGAUGCACAUGAACAUUCGGCGGAUGAUGGGAGAGCACAAGCAUCGCCACAAACGCAGCAAGAAGCUGGUCAAAGACGGCAAACAGAACCACGUUAGCUUUCCAGAAUUCCAGCAGAACGGCUCGACGAAAUUAUUCACGCAAGAUUACAUCAACGGCGUGCUGUAUGAGCUGGAGAACGAGGAGACCUCGAAGCAAACCUCCAGCAAAGAGGAUUGGGACUCGGCGAUCACAUUUACCGCGCGGACUUCCGAGUCGCCCAAUGUAAACGCGGACAAUCAACAUGCUACCACCGCUACUACGUCGAUGGACACGAUAAAUACGGACGAGGGAGACUUGAGAAUAGGACGCGACGGUGCGGAAGGCUACAGGGUAACCACCCCCACGGCCACGGAAACUAUGUUACCGUGGAAACGUGAGGACGAUUACGAGUCGGGCCAUCCGAUCAAGCAGAACGAGUUCCCGCCUUGGUGCUCCAACAAGGAAUACCUCGCCUACAGCUCGCCGUCCGCCACUUUCUUAGGUGGAAUCGAACAGCCGAAAGUCCAAUCCGUGAUUGGCCUAUUUCGACGGGAGAGCGUGUGCACGCCUGACAGUAUCGAUUGCCAGGAGACCGUCGACGAAGUGGAUGAAACGGACGAGUACAUCGCCGCGCAAAUGGAAUCCCCCGCGAAAACCAAGGGUCCGCGGGUACCCGCGAGAAGGGUGUCAAUGAUGGAGCUCGGCUGCUUCGACCGGACGGACAGAACGGCGGACAACGCUUCCCACUCAUUGCCGGAUUGUUGGGGCGUCCAGAGGCGACGUCUUAACUCGUUCGCGUGCUCACCCGGCCUGCCGAGCCUGUCAACCGCCCUGAUCACCUCCUCCACGUCAGAAUCAUCAGAGGACAUCGACGAUGAGGAAGAGGAGAAAGCUUGACCCUUGGGGGCCGUCGCCGAGGAGCAGUCGUCCGCGUACGUGGACGUCGAGCGUCGACGGCGUCGGCCCUUCCGGCGACCGCCACGGCGCACGUUGCUCACUUCGCUCCUGCGACGCCCGAGUGCCCCCGUUUGAGAAUACCUGCCCCUAACAAGCCGCCUUCCGCGCCAGAGAUCUUACGACUCCUCAUCCGAGUCUCGUUAAUGCGAGCGGAGUCUGCAGAUCUGCGCGAGAACUGGUCUCAAGACGGGAGAAUGUUCUGCUCGCGAGAGAGACGCGUUAAUGUUCUUUCUGAUUGGGUUUCGUUGGUAAAGGAAAACGCGAAAGAAUUUUCGUCGAUUCGCUGGGAAGGAUUGCGCGAGGAGAGACAAGAGAGUGGGACAGAGAGAUAUUUUUCUAAAAGUUAAAGCGAUGCAUGAGUUUCUCCUAGUUUUCGUGAGUAAGCGCGACGAAGCGGCGAAUGCCGUUUGCGAAUUGAAACGUGGGAGCUUUUGCUUGAGUUCGAUAUCCUGAUCGCUCGCGAAGGGGGACAGGAGGGACAGCAGGAAACAGGAAUUUGGACCGCUGUCGCUUCCUCCGAAAACCCGGCUUGAGACGCGUUCAAUAACAAAGGCGCUUGUUAGGAGCAUGGGCUAAUUUUUAAAUCCGUCUCUAAGACGUCGUGGCCUUAAGGACUGUGGAACUACUCGUUGUACUCGCCGUCGCCCUCGUCGGCGGCGGUAAUUUCACUUGUCGAUGCAAAAAUCUUCUAAAAAAAACAAGCGCGUCGCCAAGCUUGCCUCCAGAUUUAUCUACCAGAAUAUUCAGAGUACCCUCCUCUUGGGGGUUGAUUCGACGGUGAAUGCGCACCGAAAUCGCAUUAUUCGAUCAUCGCUGAUAUGUGCUGCGCGAUUCAGGCUGCGAUCAGACUACCGACUUCACAAGAAGCCAUUUUCGAAGUCUAGUUAGUUCUCGAAGUCUAGUUAGAUGCUUAAGUGCACGAGCAAGCUUAACUAAAACGACAUUUGACGAGAUUAGAGUAGAAUAUCCUUAUGCAUAGGUUGUGGUGGAACGUUUCUCGUACUCGAGCGUGAAUAAUUGCUUACUUCGCCAGAUCAAACUCUAGAAGAAUUCAUAGUCUUAUUUCAUCUCUACUGUAAUAUCUUUUCACAUUUUCUCGACGACAUUUUUAUGUUUUUUUUUUAAAUAAGAUUUUUGUGUUUAAGUUCGCGCGAAGAGACAUUUCACUCCUCAAAUUGUCAAUUACUGAUACUGCAAAUUAAUGACCAGUUACAAACAACAUUUCUAACAAUGACGAAGCGUGACUUUGUUAAAUCGCCAUAAUCAAAAGUUGUACAUUCGCGUGUAACUUUACGAUUUCCAAAACUGUAUGUGAUUCAUCUGCGUCAAGGAGCCCGAAUUCGUUAGUCUGAUGUCGCAGCCUCACACGAGAUUCUGGCAACCAGGUCUCGUGAUCCUGACGCAUGUACGCACGCAUGCAUGCAUGCAUCUACGCGAGUACGAGUCGCGUAGAGUUAUAUAUAGUUCCAGCUGAAUUUAGGACUCUUCCUUUACGAGUGAACGGACGCGCAGUCAACGAUACGGCUACCGUCUUGCUAAAACAAACGAGACGAACGGGCCAGAUGUGUGACACCGGCGCGCCGUUCUCCCUUUGUAUGGCCUUAAAAACUAAAAGAAAAAUUCUUUCCAGUAAGUAAGAUACUCGUGAGUAACGUACGAUGCGCGCGUGGUAGGCACAGUACCGUCGAUACCGGCCACGCGGCAUCGCUUGGUCAAUACUUAGCUACGUAAAAGCCGCAGUAUGUACAUACGAGUUUUCUUAGAGGCGGUACUAGACGAAUUGCCAGCAUCCUCAUCCGUUUCAUUCUUCAGCUGCAUCUUCAUCCAAACUAUUUUUGUUAUCAUUUAUUAGUAUUAUUUUAGCGACGGUCUGAAAGAGAGAGAAAAUUUAACAGAAAAGAGAAGAGAGAAAAGAGAAAGAAACGGAAUACAAUCACUUGGGACACACGUUCGCUGCUCUAGUUCUUAUUGUUACUCUUGUUACCGUCGCUAGUACGUGACUAUACUAAAAAUCUACUCUGUACUAAUAAUCAAUAAUUAUAGCUAUCGCUCGGCGCAAGCGGGAAGCGGAAACGUCGAGUUCUGCUAGAUUCUCGAGGGGAACAAUUUUCCGGCAGAACUUGUUCGAUGACCGGAGGCUUAUUUUUGACUGUCGAGUUGUCGAGAGCGAAUGAGAUCACGUCAGGACGUGUGGAACCUUGUCAUCGAGCGUUCCGGAUAAUUCCGCACGCGGAAACCAUUCCGCCGUCAUCUUCACGCUAGUCGCACCCAACAACGCGAUCAAUAGAGUUUUAUUAACGAUUAGCUUAGAAUUCUCAGAUGAAACUGGACUUUUUUGAUCCUUGAUCAGGUCACCCCAUGAUUCAUGGGGAGUUUGCGGCAUUUUUAUACGCUUAUACCUCCUACCGGAUCAAGCCUGUCCGAGUUUAAUGAACAGAACACUGCUAUUUUCGUCCCAGUAACUGAAAAAAAGUAGAAACACUGGACAAUAUAGAAAGAAAUCUUUGGAUUUAAUUUAAGUUAGCUAGAAAUUAAUAAAAAUAACGUAUAUAAGUUAAUUAUUAAGUUCAGCAUCUCUAGAUUAGUUAAAGCUUGAGUCUGGCGUUCCCAUCUUUUCGUUCACUCAUUACAUUGUAGUCUACAGCUGUUACUGAUCAGUUGAGAUGGUUAAAAAACGAAUAGAUUGGAGAUAAUGAGGUCCAUUUGCUCGAUAAACUUGGACAGGCUUGUUCUAGCGAACGCAUCAUAUUGCGGGGUACUUAAUUUAGCGUGCGUAAUCCCUGAUGCUAAGUCACUUUUGCAUCUAUACAACGGUGACAGGGUAUAAGCUCGUUUUAUGGAAAAAAAGAAGAAAAUCGACAAAAAGAGAAAAACGGAAAGUUUCUUACGACGAUAGUGGUAAAAUGAAAAUAAAAUGAUUUUGCACGGAUUUGGAGGUUCCCCUCGAAACGGAAUAUUCCUCGCGGCCUUUAGUUACUUAGACUGGAUAAAGAAAAGAAACGUCGGACUAGUCUCUAGACACUAGUCUCUACACUGUUGAUUUGUUAAAGAAAAAUAAAUGUUUAUUUC
Ooceraea biroi (clonal raider ant) is the source of this 7996-nucleotide messenger RNA. RefSeq names its product Na[+]/H[+] hydrogen exchanger 2 (gene Nhe2). Gene Ontology annotation, molecular function: potassium:proton antiporter activity; sodium:proton antiporter activity. Gene Ontology annotation, cellular component: plasma membrane. Gene Ontology annotation, biological process: sodium ion import across plasma membrane; potassium ion transmembrane transport; proton transmembrane transport. Lineage: Eukaryota; Metazoa; Arthropoda; Insecta; Hymenoptera; Formicidae. The record is from RefSeq and is a predicted model, not a curated record.